GGUUUUUGUUUUUUCCUCCGUUUUCCAUUUUCCACCACCGCUUCCCCUAUCUCCCGCCUGAUUACAGUCUCUGGUUUGCCUUAAACCCUAAACCCACCACCUCCUCUCGUCGUCUUCAUCCUCACCUCAUCACCCGUUGAUCGGAGAGAUGCAGGCGACGAAGGAGAUAGAAUUCACCAAGAAGCCGUACAUCGAAGAUGUCGGCCCCCGCAGAAUAAAAAGUAUAGAGUUCUCUAUAUUUUCUGAGACGGAGGUCAUGAAAGCUGCAGAAGUUCAGGUGUGGCAGGGUGUAUACUAUGAUACCAAUGGCAAACCCAUUGAAGGUGGCUUGUUGGAUCCUCGAAUGGGUCCUCCAAACAAAAAGGGUAAAUGCACAACGUGUGAUGGGAAUUUUCAGAACUGUCCUGGUCACUAUGGAUACCUUAAGCUUGCUCUCCCUGUUUACAACAUUGGAUACUUCAAUAAUAUUCUGGACAUUUUGAAGUGUAUAUGUAAGCGGUGUUCUCGCAUGCUUCUUGAUGAGAAGCUGUCCGAAGAUUACUUGAAAAAGAUGCGAAAUCCUAAAAUGGAGUCAUUGAAGAAGACUGAACUGGCGAAAGCGGUUGUGAAGAAAUGCAGUGCCAUGGCGAGCAGUAAAAUUAUCACAUGCAAAAAAUGUGGCUACCUGAAUGGUAUGGUAAAGAAGGCUGCAACUUCGUCUGGGAUUGGCAUUAGUCACGAUCGAUCAAGAAUUCAUGAGGGUGAUGUUGAAGAGUUUAAAUCUGCAAUCUCACACACCAAAGAGUCUAGUGGAGCGAUAAAUCCUAUUACCUAUGUUCUUAAUCCUGUCUCGGUGCUCGCACUUUUUAAAGGAAUGAGUAAUAAGGACUGUGAACUUCUUUAUCUUGCUGACAGACCUGAGAAGCUUAUCAUAACAAGCAUUGCUGUGCCACCUAUAUCCAUCCGACCAUCUGUUAUCAUUGGUGGUACCCAAAGCAAUGAGAACGACAUAACAGAGAGAUUAAAACGAGUCAUCCAAAACAACGCUUCGCUACGUCAAUUUUUAGUUGAACCCACAACAUCGCCCAAAAACUUGCAUGCUUGGGAAUCACUUCAAGUUGAGGUUGCACAAUACAUUAACAGUGACGUUCGUGGUGUUCCCUUGGCGAUGCAACCAAGCAAGCCGUUGAGUGGGUUUAUUCAGCGUCUCAAGGGAAAACAGGGACGGUUUCGUGGCAACUUGUCCGGGAAGCGUGUCGAGUACACUGGCAGAACAGUUAUUUCGCCUGACCCCAAUCUAAAAAUCACCGAGGUAGCAAUUCCCAUCCUAAUGGCUCGAAUCUUGACUUUUCCUGAAUGUGUCUCCCGUCAUAACAUUGAGAAGUUGAGGCAAUGUGUGCGCAAUGGCCCUUAUAAAUACCCCGGUGCCAGACUAGUGAGAUACCCUGAUGGUUCUUCAAGGGCAUUGGUGGGUGAUUAUCGGAAGCGUCUUGCUGACGAACUGACCAUUGGCUGCAUAGUUGACCGCCAUUUGGAAGAUGGGGAUGUUGUUCUUUUUAACAGACAACCUAGUCUGCAUCGGAUGUCUAUAAUGUGUCACAGGGCAAGAAUAAUGCCGUGGAGAACUUUGAGGUUCAAUGAAUCUGUUUGUAACCCAUAUAAUGCUGAUUUUGAUGGUGAUGAGAUGAACAUGCAUGUUCCACAAACAGAGGAGGCCCGUACGGAGGCUAUUACAUUGAUGGGGGUACAAAACAAUUUAUGCACCCCAAAAAAUGGAGAAAUAUUGGUGGCUUCCACUCAAGAUUUUUUGACAUCUUCCUUUUUGAUAACAAGGAAAGAUACAUUCUAUGACCGUGCAACCUUCUCACUUAUUUGUUCUUACAUGGGAGAUGGGAUGGAUGCUAUUGAUUUGCCUACACCUGCAAUCCUUAAGCCAAUAGAGCUUUGGACUGGAAAACAGAUUUUUGGUGUUUUGCUGCGUCCUAAUGCAAGUGUGAGAGUCUAUGUUACUCUUACUCUCAAAGAGAAAAGCUUUAAGAAAGGGAAGCUUGAUGAAGAAACAAUGUGUCCUAAUGAUGGGUGGGUCUAUUUUCGAAAUAGCGAACUUAUAUCAGGACAACUAGGGAAAGCUACAUUAGGAAAUGGAAACAAGGAUGGAUUGUAUUCUGUUCUUCUAAGAGACUAUAAUUCUCAUGCUGCUGCAACUUGCAUGAAUCGGCUAGCAAAACUGAGUGCUCGAUGGAUUGGAAAUCAUGGCUUCUCCAUUGGAAUUGAUGAUGUUCAACCUGGAAAGGAAUUGAAUAAGAAGAAAUCUAAAACAAUUAUGGAAGGGUAUGAGGAAUGUGAUGCCACGAUACAGAAAUUUGAUGAAGGAAAACUGCAGCUUAAAGCUGGUCUUGAUGCUGCUAAAUCUCUGGAAGCAGAUAUCACAGAGAUUCUGAAUCGUAUUCGAGAAGUCACUGGAAAGCACUGUAUGGAAGGAUUACACUGGAGAAAUAGUCCCUUGAUCAUGUCUCAAUGUGGUUCCAAGGGAUCCCCUAUCAACAUCAGUCAGAUGGUUGCAUGUGUCGGUCAGCAGACAGUUAACGGUCAUCGUGCUCCCAAUGGAUUUAUAGAUCGGAGUCUUCCUCAUUUUCCUAGAAUGUCCAAAACCCCUGCAGCUAAAGGUUUUGUUGCUAAUUCGUUCUACAGUGGUCUUAGUGCUACCGAAUUUUUCUUUCACACGAUGGGUGGACGAGAAGGUCUAGUUGAUACAGCGGUCAAAACAGCAAGUACAGGUUAUAUGUCUCGUAGACUGAUGAAAGCUUUAGAGGAUCUCUUAGUCCAUUAUGAUAACACAGUGCGAAAUGCCAAUGGAUGCAUACUUCAAUUUACUUAUGGAGACGAUGGAAUGGACCCAGCACGCAUGGAAGGAAAGAAUGGAGCUCCUUUGAAUUUUGAUAGAUUGUUUUUGAAGGUUCAGGCUACCUGUCCGCCUAGCCCUCAUCACAACUAUCUUUCUUCGCAAGAAGUGUCUCAAAGGUUUGAGGAGGAAUUAACGAGACAUGAUACAGGUGGAGUUUGCACCGAAGCCUUUGUGAAAUCUCUUAGAGAAUUUAUUUCCAAGCAUGGAGUGAAAUCUGAGAAUCCGAGUUUAGUUUCUCAUAAAGCAUCUGGUGUGACUGACAAGCAACUUGAGGUAUUUGUUAAAACCUGCAUAUCUCGCUACCGUGAAAAAAAUAUUGAAGCUGGGACUGCAAUAGGAGCGAUAGGAGCUCAGAGUAUUGGAGAGCCUGGGACUCAAAUGACAUUGAAAACUUUCCACUUUGCUGGAGUUGCUAGCAUGAAUAUCACACAAGGAGUCCCUCGAAUCAAUGAAAUCAUCAAUGCUUCCAAAAAUAUAAGCACACCUGUUAUCUCUGCGGAGCUUGAUAAUCCCUUUGAAUUGACCAGUGCUCGAUGGGUGAAAGGACGCAUUGAGAAAACUACUUUAGGACAGGUUGCUGAGAGUAUUGAGGUGUUAAUGACUUCAACAUCAGCAUCAGUAAGAGUCAUCAUUGACAAGAAAAGAAUUGAGGAGGCGUGUUUGGCUAUUACUCCAUGGUCAGUUAAAAAUUCCAUCCUAAAGACCCCCAGAAUGAAGCUGAAAGAAAAUGAUAUAAAAGUUUCAGAUAUAGGAUUGGAUAUUACUCCAGAGGCAGAUAGGAGUAGAACUCAUUUUGAACUCCAUAAUCUGAAGAACGUACUUCCAAAUGUUUUAGUGAAUGGAAUAAAAACUAUUGAGCGGGUCGUUAUUGCCGAGGAUACUGACAAAAGAAAGCAGGUAGAUGGGAAGAAAAGGUGGAAACUCUUCGUGGAAGGGACAAACCUCACAGCAGUUAUGGGAACCCCAGGAAUCAAUGGGAGAAAUACAAGAAGUAACAACGUUAUUGAAGUGAGUAAAACAUUGGGAAUCGAGGCUGCAAGAACGACCAUAAUUGAGGAAAUUGGGACAACAAUGGGACAUCAUGGUAUGAGCAUAGACAUUCGUCACAUGAUGCUUUUGGCCGAUGUCAUGACUUAUAGGGGGGAAGUACUCGGGAUCACGAGAAAUGGUAUUCAGAAAAUGGACAAGAGUGUACUGAUGCAGGCUUCUUUCGAGAAGACGGGAGAUCAUUUGUUCAGUGCUUCGGUAAGCAAAAAGAUUGAUAAGAUCGAAGGAGUUACGGAAUGUGUGGUUAUGGGCAUACCGAUGCAGCUUGGGACCGGAAUACUCAAGGUUAUUCAAAGGACGGAUUCUCUACCUAAGUUGAAAUAUGGUGCUGAUCCAAUCAUCUCUUGAAAGGCAGAGGAAAUAGCUUCGUCACAGUUAUAUAUCAAACCACAAAGUUGUGCAGAAACAGUCGAAGAUCGGUCCAAAAACGAGCCAAGUUCUCGGGAUUUCUAUUCGAGAUAGACUAAUGUUCACAAUGAUUUCUCCGGCUAACUAGAGCGGGUCGAUAUUCCUUUCUCAGCUCUCUCAGGACAUAUAUAUAUAUAUAUAUAGAAUCUCUUAGUUUUGAUAGUUUGUUUGUCUUUGAAUGAUCAAGUUUUGGUUUUAAGACACUCCUCUCAAUCUCAAACUGAUGUUGUGAGGAUUUACAUCUCUGUCUUUGUAAUAGCAGAGUUAUACUUUUUUAAACCGGCAUAAUAUCAAAACUACCAUUAAUUUUCUACA
Messenger RNA from Tarenaya hassleriana, 4654 nucleotides. Its product is annotated as DNA-directed RNA polymerase III subunit 1. The transcript has 28 exons. The coding region runs from base 149 to 4279 and encodes 1376 amino acids. Lineage: Eukaryota; Viridiplantae; Streptophyta; Magnoliopsida; Brassicales; Cleomaceae. The record is from RefSeq and is a predicted model, not a curated record. Gene Ontology annotation, biological process: DNA-templated transcription. Gene Ontology annotation, molecular function: DNA binding; DNA-directed RNA polymerase activity.